Molecule: messenger RNA, 942 nt
Organism: Eremomyces bilateralis CBS 781.70
Lineage: Eukaryota; Fungi; Ascomycota; Dothideomycetes; Eremomycetales; Eremomycetaceae
Exons: 2
Coding region: 142-849 (235 amino acids)
Source: RefSeq, a predicted model, not a curated record
UGUCGUGUAACCACGGGCGGUCCGAUCCCCAAAUUGCGUCUCCGCAUUCUCAUAUAUUACUGGGAACAACUGUUCUUUAGUUUUUCUAGAAGUGCUGUUUACUUUUUCGACAAUUUCCAUUCCUAUCCUCUCCUGAAUCAGAUGAAUUCACGAUGUAUCCCGACUGAUGGAAUGCUCACUCCCGGGGGACACACUCCAACCGAGCGAAUUCCGCCGAAUAUCCAUUCUCGGACCUCUCCAACCGCUUCUCAGCAAUCCCCCCCGUCUUCGACAACAACCAGUGCUGGUCCACCUCCUCUCACCACCCAACCGGAACCAUGGCCUACCCAUCACGCUCCCGCCUACCAACCACAAACCCCCUCCAGUAUCGCAAACUCCCCCGCUGUCCCUUCGCUCACGGCCGCGUCGCACUCCGUCGGUCACCCUCAGCAGCACCAACCACCCCCAAAUGCUCACCCUCACCCCUCAUGGCCGAUGGUCCCGGCACCCGUGUGUACGCCGGACGACAGGCCCCUCAAUCCCAACCCCGCCGCUGGCUAUCCGUACGCGAUGGAUCCCUCCACGACGACUAUGCACUUUCACCCACCCCAUCCGGAUCAGCAGCCACUACCCUACCACGACAAUCCACCUCCCCCACCAAACAUCGCCCCUGGCCAGGAGUACCAGCAACGACCCCCACCUAUGAGUGGCCCUUUGCCCGGUCCCUAUGCUCAGUAUCAGGGUUAUAUCUCGCCAGUGUCCCAUCCCGCAGAGGCAGCCCAAGGGCUAUCGAUGAUGGGAAGGGCGGGUGGUAUGAACAACGGACACAUGAUGUAUAAUGGAAUGGGUGGCGACGUCAAGCAAGAGUAGUGAAUCACUACGGGCAAGAAUUAGCAUCACUGACACAAUCGAGGUGCUCGGUCCAUCGCCAUGUUCAGAUGGGACAGUCGGUCGGCAGGCUCA